Molecule: messenger RNA, 891 nt
Organism: Apus apus (common swift)
Lineage: Eukaryota; Metazoa; Chordata; Aves; Apodiformes; Apodidae
Gene: MANBAL
Product: mannosidase beta like
Exons: 4
Coding region: 143-400 (85 amino acids)
Cellular component (GO): membrane
Source: RefSeq, a predicted model, not a curated record
GGGCUGGAGGCACUUCCGGCGCGGUGCGGCCUGCAGGAGAGGGGCGGUGUGUGAAUCAGGAUUAUCAGGAGGAGUUUGUCCUGAGAAAACUCCAGUGACCAGUCUUCUGGAGAGCACUAGAGGAGGAGGAGGUGCACUCACCAUGGCUGCUGAGCUGGAUUUCUCCCCACCUGAAAUCCCUGAGCCCACCUUCAUGGAGAAUGUGCUACGUUAUGGACUCUUCUUUGGAGCCAUCUUCCAGCUCAUCUGUGUGCUGGCCAUCAUCCUGCCAGUCUCCAAGUCCCACAAGACAGACUCAGACAGUUUUGAGCCUAAGAAUUCAGAGACAGUGAAGAAGCCAAAGGCAACUGCUCCACAGAUAAGCAAGAAACCCAAGAAGGAAACCAAAAAGAAACGAUAAAGCUGUGCCCAGUGAGCCUCAAGAGACACAAUAAUCAGAGAUAAUCAUGCUUCCUCAGAGAUGACAUCAAAGGCAACUAACCAUAUGAAAGGGUUUUCUGGCAUUGCCAUGCUUCACCUUUUGGGGACAAGGAACUUACAAGAGUGGAAGGUACAGGGUUCUGCUGUAGAUUUCUUAGAGACAAAGAGGACUUUACAUAUCCAGGACUUCAUUUGACAUGUUUAAGGUGUCAGUCACCAUGAAGGUGACUUCUGUCAUUCCUAAUGGGUAGGGAGGGUUGUUGUCUGAGCUCCUCCACGCUGGCCAGGAAUUGGAGCAAAGUCCCUCUGGGAGGUGGAGCACGAGUUUGCUACUUUGGAUACCGGUUUGUGUUGUAUUUUUGAAGGCAGAAGGAUCAAAUGCAUCAAGAAUACCACACUACACAGCUUUGUAUUCAUCUCUGUUGUCAUCUAGUCUGAAAUACACAGCUGCAUUUUAUGGCUUAAUAACAA